Molecule: messenger RNA, 3741 nt
Organism: Mirounga angustirostris (Northern elephant seal)
Lineage: Eukaryota; Metazoa; Chordata; Mammalia; Carnivora; Phocidae
Gene: ZSCAN2
Product: zinc finger and SCAN domain containing 2
Exons: 3
Coding region: 269-751 (160 amino acids)
Source: RefSeq, a predicted model, not a curated record
UCGGUGGCCAAUGAGCGCGGUGGGGGGCGGGCCUCUCCCGUCCAUUGUUCUCGGUGCCCCUCGGGCUUGAGCCGCCGUGAGUCCGGAGGCGCCGGGCCGUGCCCGGGGGCGCUUUUACGCGCGGAGUGGCUGCCGGCGUCCGGCCUGGUCUCCCCAGAGCCAGACUACUUGUUGGAAUUUGAGGAGGGAGGUGUCUUCUCCGUGAGCCUGGCUCUAGAAGACUGAGGUUCAAGGCUAGAAGCCUGAGGCGAUUGCCCCGGGAAGGUGGAUGAUGGCUGCAGAGCUGCCGAGAGUAACCACCCCCCUGAGCCCCUUGGUCCAGGUGCCUCAAGAGGAAGACGAACAGGAGGAGGUCACUACCAUGAUCCUGGAGGACGACUCUUGGGUGCAGGAAGCUGUACUGCAGGAGGAUGGCCCCGAGUCGGAGCCCUUUCCCCAGAGUGCUGGCAAGGGUAGCCCCCACGGGGAGGCCGCUGGAGGGCCACAGGGUGCACUUGGCCGCCUCCGAGAGCUCUGUCGGCGCUGGCUGAGGCCGGAAGUGCACACCAAGGAACAGAUGCUGACCAUGCUACCAAGGGAAAUUCAAGCCUGGCUGCAAGAGCAUCGUCCUGAAAGCAGCGAGGAGGCCGUGGCCCUGGUGGAGGACUUAACCCAGACCCUUCGGGACGGCGCUCGGGACCUAUGGACACACUUACCCAGCACCGGAUACUUCAAUCCCUGUUUGGACAGUGGUUAUUUAAUAUUUGACUAGCAGGCACCUCUGGGUACUCACAUUUAAAGGUUCUUAUAAUUCCCAUGAAGAUGGGACCUGUGCUACUGGUUUAAGUGGUAAAGCUCAUCUCUCCCUGUGAGUGUGUACCAAGGACGUUUUCAUCCCCACGCGCGGUCUGCGUUCAGGCUCUUGCUGUUUCUGCCCAGAACUCUCACAGUGGCCCAGCCUCUUCUCCCUCCAGGGCCCCUGCUCCGCUCCUGCCUGAGCGCUCAGGUGCCCUCCUGCUUAGAAAGCUUCGUGAGUUCCCCAGCAUCUCCAAAUCAAGCAUGAGCUCCUUAUUCUGCUCCGAACCGGGGCCUUGUGUGAUGUCAGGCCAGAGCUGCCCCACAGCUGCCGUGGUCCUCCCGCCAUCGCCCCCGCUCCUUUCAGACCAGAUCUUGCUGUGCCUUGAAUGAAGCCUGUGCUUUCUAGCAUGAGUCUGUGCUCCUGAAUUUUGAGUUGGAAUGGCUUUGUCCCAUCCCUGUCUGAUAAAAUCCCGGGUAUCCUUUGAGUGUACACCCUUGGAGACCCACUCCAGACAGCCGUCCUUACUUCUUUUUUUUUUUUUUUUUUUUUUAUUUACUUAUUUGAGAGAGAGAGAGAGAAACAGCAUGAGAGGGGAGAGGGUCAGAGGGAGAAGCAGGCUCCCCGCCGAGCCGGGAGCCCGAUGUGGGACUCGAUCCCGGGACUCCAGGAUCAUGACCUGAGCCGAAGGCAGCCGCUUAACCAACUGAGCCACCCAGGCGCCCCAGCUGUCCUUACUUCUGAUCCGUCUUCCCCUGUCCCCAGUUGCGGCCACCUGGGAGCACCUCUGAUUCCCUCCUCCAGAAGCCGUCUGCCCCAGAGCUUUUGGAUCCUCCUUGUCCUUUAGCAUUUGAUUAGGGUCCAUUUUGUUUUCUACUUAUAUGAAUAGUUGUCUUAUUUCUUCUAGGAACCUUUAAAAUCCCAGAAGGCAUGGAACCUGUUUUCUUCUUUCUCUUUUUUUUUCUCUUUCCUUCCUUUCUUUUCCUCUCUCACAGUACUGCGCACAGUGCCCCCCACACAGUGGGAACUCAGUAAGUAUUGCUGGCACGAAUACAUGAAUCCUUCCUGCCCAUCGGCAGGUGUUAAGAGGCUCCCUUGCUGGCCCGGUCCAUGAAGGAGGUGGACAGAUAGCGUCUUCAUUCCAGGCUUCUCUGCUUUUCCUUGAGAAAACCAUGCUAAGCUUCUGUCUUAAAACAAAAUGGGGUCAAGGCCACAUUUGGCAGAACAUAGCCGGGACAUGCCCAAGUCUGGAAAGAGGGGAGAGGUGAGGCUGCAGACCUGGAGGGGUGCUCAGGCCAGUAGGCAGCCCGGGGAAGCUCAGUCCAGCGUAAGAACACUUAACUCUUAGUCUCUGGCGUUUUCGUUCUUGGAGGCGCCAUAUGAAUCCUUUGUUCAGCAAACCCAGUGACUACCAUCAUGUUUAUGCUAUUAAUAAAGAUAUUUUUAAGUUUAUUUUAUUUUUUUAGUAAUCUCUAUCCACAACACGGGGCUUGAACUCACAACCCCGAGAUCGAGAGUCAGUCACAUGGUCUUCCGACUGAACCAGCCCGGCGCCCCAAAGAUAUUUUUACACAAAGAGAACAUGUUUCUGAGGAUGGAGGUUUGUGCUAUUCCCAUUUCUCAAAUCCCAAAGGCUCAAGGACAUCCUCCCUGUCCGGCCUGAGUAUAAACUAGAAGGUGGCCUUUUUGACCUGACAUUAUCCAUCCAAAGUGCAGGAAUCGUGCGGGAGACCUAUAGCAUUUAUUUGCAUGGGACGAGCUUUGACUUUGGAAACCUCAGGUACAGUGAAUCCACACCCCCAGGGAGGACACUUGCCUUAAAGUCUUUUGUGCCGGGGCGCUGGCCAUGGAUGUGAACAUCAAUGAAUAUAGGAUGGAGAAAAUGAACCGGUGAAUGGCCAGAAUUGCAAGCCUCAGGAGGGUGUCGCUGGUCCUCUGGGGCUCAUCUCCCCAGUGAUGAGGAUCUUCCGCUGAAAUGAGAUUGGCCCCUGGUUUGCCUGACAGCUGUGCUUUCAGCCUGCGUGUCACAGACCCGCUGAAAGACCAUUUAUGAAAAGCGCGGUUCUCUCUAUGACUGGUUAGAAAGUCCCAACAUGAAACCCAGAACACUUCCUUUUCUUCUCUUUUUCUCAUGAUUUGGUUUAUGACAACCCAGACUGUCCAGGGUAGUCCUGAAUAUGAAAUACUUGUCCUUGCAAAUCAUCAGAAUGUCUCAGAGUUCAAUAGUGGGUGGCCAAGCCAUACCUCUCAGACUGUCUGUAAGGGGCCUGGGGCCAGAAAUCAUUUCUCAAAUUGUAUGGCCCAGUUUUUUGUUCAGAAACUAUAGUCACUGCAGAGUUGGAGGCAGCUUGAGCCCGGACUGUUGGCUGACCGCUCUACCAGGGUUCACGCACCUUUCUGUAAGAGGUGAGCCAGAAGAUAGCCCUAGAGCCUGCUGACCAGUGGACUCAUGCCACGGUGGCCUUCCCCAGCACCCCCACACCAGUGUCGAUGGAAUAUCAGGGUAAAGGGGAAAUGCUCCUCUCCCGACACAGAUUUUAACUCACAGAAGCUCCACCACCCAAAAAAGAAACUGCUGAUGUCAGAGGGGAGCAAAAGGGAAAUUUGGGGGCUCAAAAUGGAUGAAUCCUGACAUGUAAAUCCUCUGACCAUCAGCGCAGUGUGGUCCCUGCGCCCGCAGCAUCAGCAUCAUCUGCAAAUGUGUUAGAAAUGAACUUCCUGGGCCCCACCCCAGACCUACUGAACCAGAAACUUUGGGGGUGGGGCCCAGUACCCUGUGGUUUAACGAGUCCUCCAAGUGAUCCUCAUUCAGUCGCCAGUAAGCGAGCCACUGUGCCAGACCUCUGGUUCUCAAGCUUGGCCACACAUCAGAAUCACUUGGGGUCCCACUCCCAGGGAUUCUGAUUUUCUGAUUUCAUUGGCAUGGGGUAUGGCCCAGGCAGGGAAGUUUUGUUUUUUUGUUUUUU